Messenger RNA from Cuscuta europaea, 3525 nucleotides. Lineage: Eukaryota; Viridiplantae; Streptophyta; Magnoliopsida; Solanales; Convolvulaceae. The record is from the annotation of a GenBank genome assembly.
UAAUAAUUAACUAAUUAAGAGUCCAAAAUUGAUUUGGACCUUACACACCCCUCUUUCCAAGAAAGAGUAUUGGUCUAUUCUCACAUUUCACAGUGGGAUUGCAAAUUACAGGUAGAAACUUAAAAAGAACCCGAUACACAUACUACACGAUGUGUAUUCGCUCAGGUUGUUUAUUCAUAUUAUGUUAUGGUCCUCUGUUGCACACAUUAAUUGAAGCUUUAAGAAGUAUGUCCUUCAGGAGAAGAAUUGUCGUUUCAUUGAUCGUCCCACUUAGCUGCUUCAUCUUGUUGACGUUUUCUGAAUCUAGAACCGCCCCAGAUGAAGUGGAUGCAUUACGACAAAUUGCCACUACAAUGGGUGCAAAAAACUGGACGUUCGAUCUUGAUCCUUGUGAAAGUACAAUAGUCGGGGUGGUAACACCACAGCCAAAUUGGUCUGAUAAUAGUGUUGACUGCAACUGCACAAUUGGAAAUGAUUCAUUAUGCCAUAUUCAGAAACUUGCAAUAAAGGGUUUCAGUCUUCAUGGAGUUCUCCCUCAUGAAUUGGUAAAACUUCCCUACAUUCAACAAGUAGAUUUUGCGUACAAUUGUCUCACCGGUUCAAUACCAGUAGAAUGGGAAUCAUUAACAUUGAAGUCCAUCUCUGUUCUUGUAAACCGGUUGUCAGGAGAAAUACCAAAAUUUUUAGGAAAUAUUACCACCCUCACAUACUUGAAUCUUGAAGGAAACCGAUUUUCAGGAAUGAUUCCUUCCGAACUCGGGAAACUUAUAAGCCUGCAAAAUCUGAUAUUAUCCUCCAACCUUUUGACGGGAAAGUUACCAGAAACGUUUUCUGGGCUUACAAACUUAACAGAUUUUAGAAUAAAUGACAACAGCUUGAGCGGGCCUAUUCCAGAUUAUGUACAGAACUGGCGACAACUUGCAAAAUUAGAGUUACAUGCGACUGGACUUGAGGGGCCGGUUCCAGGAAACGUAUCUGUUCUAAACAAAUUAACUGACCUGAGAAUAAGUGAUAUAAAUGGACCUUCUCAGGGAUUUCCUCUACUUAAUGAUAUGGGUGGCCUAAUCAUACUUGUGUUGAGGAAUUGCAACAUUUCUGGGGAAGUUCCUGCCUAUAUUUGGAACUCGAGAACACUGCAAACAUUGGAUCUCAGUUUUAAUAAGCUAGUUGGAGAAAUUCCAAACAGUAUUAGCGUAAGAAGUAUGCUAAAAUUCAUAUUUUUGACUGGGAACUCUCUCAGCGGAUAUGUGACUGAGUCAAUUUUGAGGGACGGAAUAAAUCUUGAUCUUUCCUACAACAAUCUGACUCGGCAAGGUCCUGAUCAGCCAGCCUGCCAACAGAACAUGAAUCUAUACGUAAACUUGUACAAGAGCUCUUCAACAGGAAGUUCCAUACAGAGAGUUCUUCCAUGUAUGAAUGGUUUCAGCUGUCCUAGAUGCGAUAUGGCGGCCGGGUGGCGCCGCGACUCGACUUACCGUCGUGACAAGUAUGGGGAUGGUUGUUCCUUUCAUGUAAAUGCGGGAGGUAAUUAUGUAACUACCCAUGCAAGAAAUGAAGAUAUCAGUUAUGAAGGGGAUGCGGGAGUUGAAGGUGGUUCAGCAAAAUAUUUCAGUAGUAGCAACGGAAACUGGGGAUUCAGUAGCACAGGCGAUUUCAUGGAUGAUUCUAAUGAUCAAAAUACACGUUUCGUUGAGACUGUACAAUUAAAUGGUCUUCCUGAGUUGUACAAGAAUGCUCGUGUCUCUCCUCUUUCUCUCACUUAUUUCCGUUAUUGCUUGGAGAACGGGAGCUACGAUGUUGCCCUCCACUUCGCGGAGAUCAUUUUUACAAACAAUGACACAUAUUACAAUCUCGGGAGGCGUGUUUUUGACAUAUAUAUCCAGGAUAACUUAGUUUGGAAGAGCUUCAACAUUGCAGAUGAGGCUAAAGGAGCUCUAAAGCCUGUCGUCAAGCAUUUUAAUGUUAGUGUAACUGAUAAUAUCUUGGAGAUUAGGCUUUAUUGGGCCGGAAAAGGGACCACUCGCAUUCCUCUUAGAGGACAUUAUGGCUCUCUCAUAUCAGCUAUUUCAGUUGAUUCAAAUUUCAAAACUUGUGAAGAUGAGGAUGGGGAUAAAAAGAUAGCUAUUGUUCCUUUUAUUGUUGGACUGGUGGCUGGGUUCAUUGUCUUGAUCAUUAUUGGCUUGCUCUGCUGGUGGAAAGGCUCUUUGUUAUACCGAAAUGGGAAAAAUAAAGAUCCAGAAGGGGUAGAGUUGCAAAUGGUAGCCUAUACUUUAAAACAAAUUAAAGCUGCUACAAAUAACUUCGAUGAUGCAAAGAAGCUUGGAGAAGGUGGCUUUGGUCCUGUGUACAAGGGUCAAUUAGGCGAUGGUACCUUAAUUGCAGUGAAGCAAUUAUCCUCCAAAUCAAAGCAGGGGAACCGUGAGUUUUUGAAUGAGAUUGGCAUGAUAUCUUGCUCACAGCAUCCCAAUCUGGUUAAGCUUUACGGAUGCUGUAUUGAAGGAGAUCAACUACUCGUUGUCUAUGAGUACAUGGAUAACAAUAGCCUUGCUAGUGCAUUGUUCGGUUCUGCGAUGCUGUUAGAUUGGCCAACAAGGUUCAAAAUCUGUUUAGGGAUUGCUAGGGGUCUAGCCUUUCUUCAUGAGGAAUCAAGCCUUAAAAUUGUUCAUAGAGAUAUUAAAGCUACCAAUGUGCUGCUUGACCGAGACCUAAACCCUAAAAUUUCGGACUUUGGACUAGCUAGGCUUAAUGAAGGUGAGAAAACACAUAUCAGCACGAGAAUUGCUGGAACAAUAGGAUAUAUGGCACCAGAAUAUGCAUUAUGGGGUUAUUUGACGUACAAGGUAGAUGUGUACAGCUUUGGGGUUGUGCUACUGGAAAUAGUUAGUGGCAAGAACAACAAUACUUUCAUGCCCAGCCACAAUUGCAUAUGUCUUCUGGAUUGGGCUUGUCAUUUACAACUGAGCGGGAACCUUGAAGAGCUCAUUGAUCCGAGGUUAGGAGAGCGUGUCAACAAAGAUGAAGUAGAAAUAAUUGUGAAAGUAGCACUGACAUGCACCAGUGCGACCCCGUCGUUGAGGCCUGCUAUGUCAGAGGUUGUGGGAAUGCUGGAGGGGAAGCUUGCAGUUCCGCAUGAAAUCCCGGAGGCAGCUACAUAUGCCGAUGAUUUGAGGUUUAAGGCGAUGAAAGACUAUCACAAGGAAAAUCUCAUACAUAACUCCAAUGCCACACUAAUAGGUUCUUCAUCCACUUGCGCUACUAAGUCGGCAUCCAGCUGACAAUGCUCAUUAGGUUUAAAGUGUCUCAGUGACAUAAAAAUUUUGCACAGUAGUUUGUCUUGGUUUAACAAGUGCCCCAAAUCCUCUGUUAAUCAUGCGUUUUAACAGUGGAAAUCAUGUGUUUUAAAUGUUAUGAUGUGAUGAUUGCGCCGAUUAUCAAUUUUUUUGCUUCAUCAGGAUGUCCUAUACCUGAUUAAUUAAUUAUGAUUCCUGGAGUUCGAUGCUUUUUAAAUCAUGAAAUCUUGAGAAG